AUGCAGAUGGUGUGCGAGGCGCAGCGGCAGUACCUUACGGCUCACAUCACGCAGUUGUACGCCAACACUAACCCGGCCGAGCUUUGGGGAAGCAUCGUGAAAUACCGGGAGCGAAACAACACGGAUGCGCUUGACACGGUAGAGUCGUACGAUGAACUGCGGUUAUCCUACAUUGGAUUUAGGAAGGUCGUUUAUAGUAUUAUUUUUCACGUUUCACCUGAGGAGGAAAAUCAGGCGUCCGCGGAGGAGCGAGAGGCCAGAAAGAGCCUCUAUUUCAACCACCCCUUUCUUUCACCGGCAACAUUCCUUGCCUUCCCGCGCGCGCAAGACGGGACAAUAGCUGCGGUUCCCAUGUAUGCCUUCGCCGCAAAGCGCCUGCUUCUGUACAGGAUGCGUAUAGAGCUUGAGCUGGUGGCCAGAGUUUUACCACCGGCUCUUCAGGACCCUGUCACGAGGGUCACGCAUCUUUUGGUGUGUCCCCCGAGUGCGUCCUCCCCCCUUUCAAACGGUCUCACGCAGGAGGAUAUUGAGACGUUUUUAUACGAAUUGUUGCCCAACCUGCGGCUGGUUAGGGAUAUGCCGCCCUGGAUGCAGCCGUACUACCUUUGCCACGCCUCCAGGAAGUUUAUGUUUAUGUGUGACACAAGGCGCACAGGGGCGAUAUCUAUCGAAAGCAUGAUGAAAAGUGACGUAUUCUCAGAGCUUUUAAGGAUAUUUGAGAGUGAUGCGAAUGAUGCCAUAGCAGCUUUCACAGAAGGGUGCGCAGUGGACGUGGCCGCGACGCUGGUGUCAGCCGACGCCGCCGAAGACGACACGAUUCCCGCCCUUGUGCUCUUCUACGAGGGUGAAGGCAAUGACAAAGACGAUAUGUAUGUAAUAAAAACCUUGACGGGGAAUGUCGUUUUGAAAGUUCGCCGCAGCCAGCUGUACUGGAACUCUGGCUCAACCGACUUUCUCCAGCCGGAUGUGCUCUGCAUGGAUAACUGGUUUUCUCUGGCCCUUAUGGCUCGCAUUUACGAGCACUUUACGAGUCUGGACAUUGACGGGGACGGUGUUCUUACUGUGGAUGAGCUCGCUCGCUACAGUGACGGCAGCUUCACCCGGCUGGUAAUUGAUCGGACCUUUGAGUGUCACGUCCCUCACAGCGGUAAACGACACGUCAUGGAUUACAAGACGUACUUGGACUUUGUCAUCGCCACAGAGCACGCCGCGACUCUCCCGGCGAUGAAAUACAUCUGGAGCAUACUUGAUCUCGAGGAGACCAAGUCGUUUGUGACGAUUGAAACACUACGGUGCUUCUGCAAAGAGAUCGCCAAAGAACUCAUUGCGAAUGGACUAAUGACAGACAUUUCUGCGCAGUCUAUUCUGUCAGAGCUGAUAGACAUGAUAAAUCCAAAGUGGCAUGAAUGGGUUGAGCUGGACGAUAUAGUGCGUUCAGGCCAUCAAGCCACUGUUCUUCCAAUCCUCCUGAGCUACCGCAACUUCUACGCAUACGACUGUCGCGAACAGACAGCAGCCGUCGCCAAUGACGAGUAUGCCUAG
Trypanosoma rangeli is the source of this 1542-nucleotide messenger RNA. RefSeq lists its product as uncharacterized. The record is from RefSeq and is a predicted model, not a curated record. The coding region runs from base 1 to 1542 and encodes 513 amino acids. The transcript has a single exon. Gene Ontology annotation, cellular component: centrosome; spindle. NCBI's taxonomy places the organism in Eukaryota, Euglenozoa, Kinetoplastea, Trypanosomatida, Trypanosomatidae. Gene Ontology annotation, biological process: regulation of dephosphorylation; cortical cytoskeleton organization; microtubule cytoskeleton organization.